Phycomyces blakesleeanus NRRL 1555(-) is the source of this 438-nucleotide messenger RNA. RefSeq lists its product as hypothetical. The transcript is spliced from 9 exons. Gene Ontology annotation, cellular component: membrane. The record is from RefSeq and is a predicted model, not a curated record. NCBI's taxonomy places the organism in Eukaryota, Fungi, Mucoromycota, Mucoromycetes, Mucorales, Phycomycetaceae. The coding region runs from base 1 to 438 and encodes 145 amino acids. Gene Ontology annotation, biological process: vesicle-mediated transport.
AUGGGCUGCUUUGGUGAAAUACGUUCUAUGAACUUCUCUCUCUAUGGCCAAUGGCUUGGUUUAGCAUCUAUUGCUUUGUUGAUCGCACUGGGUAUUGUCGACCUUACAAAACAUGUCGUUUUCAGUAUUGUGGGAUGGGUCAUUGCCUUUAUUAUUAUCAUGGUUGAGAUUCCGCUAUGCUUCAAGAUGUGUCCUACGAGCCCCAAGUUUGAUACCUUCGUUGCUUACUUUGAAAACUCUUACUUCCGUGCCGCCAUGUACCUUGUGUUUGCUAUCGUCAUGUUCCUUUCAAAUCUUCUACACGGUGCAACCCCUUUGAUUGCCUGUGCUGUCUGCUUACUGUUAGCUGCUAUCUCUUAUGGCGUUGCUGCUGUCAUGGGUCAAGCUUUUGCCAGCUCAAGUCUUAUUGGUGGAACUGGUGUUGACAACGUUGUUUAA